Molecule: messenger RNA, 2938 nt
Organism: Penaeus vannamei (Pacific white shrimp)
Lineage: Eukaryota; Metazoa; Arthropoda; Malacostraca; Decapoda; Penaeidae
Source: RefSeq, a predicted model, not a curated record
AACUGUAUUAAAACAUCAUAACUGUACAUAUCUUAAUCAUCAUGUUUAUGAAUCAUUAUCUAUCUUCAUUUCAAGGGUAAGAUGCAUCAGGUAGUGUACAUUGUAUCUUUGAUUAUUUCUUUUAGAGUGAGAGCCGUGUUCUUAGAAAGCUAGAAAGAGCCUGUAGUUCAUGUUGUUUCCGUCUGUUUGCUUGUCUGUCCGUGUCUGUCUGUCUGUCCCUCUGUCUGUCUCUCUUUCUCUUUCUCUCUCUCUCUCUCUUUCUCUCUCUCUCUUUUUUUCAUCUGUUAUCUAACAUAUGCUAAUACACUACCAUGAAUAAAAAUAUAUUAACACUACCAUUGUGUGUGACAAAGUGUGUGGCAGCGUGUAAAAUAGUAUGUAAAAAGUAACAAUAAUGAUGAUAGUAACAGUAGAGGUAGAAAUUAUUUACUAAAAAAUGACUAAAAACAAAAGUAGCAUCAAGAUAAACUUCAGCAUCAACAACAAUAACAUUUGCAAGAACACCAAUAACAAUAACAAGAAUAUUAACAGAAACACUAAUAGCAGUAUCAACAUUAUACCGAAUGUUGAUAACAGUUGUAGUAGUAGUUACAGUAGUUGUAGUAGUAGUCAUGCCAAAUACGGCAUUGUUAAUAAUGAUAUCAAUGAUGAAACAGAGAUAGUGAUAACAAUGCAAAGUAUUUGAUGAAAUCACUGAUGUUCAUCAAAUGAUAAUCCCAAUAAUAUAACAAGAUAAUGAAAACGUGUAAAUAGUAAACGCAAUAUUAAUAAUGAGAAUAAAAUUGCAAUGAUAAAACCAUUUAGGGAAUCAGGUCCUGUGUCUCAACACGCUUACUUCUGCUCGCCUGCAUUUCCCCUGACAGGCGGAAGACUCCAAGACGACCAAAGAAACGACCUGUGGAAGCCGCCCCCUGUACGCUAUGAUAUCGUCGCCAUCGCCGCCGUCAGGCACGAGACCCCGCACAUCUACGACGACCCGAUUGCAAUUAGAUCACAUCAAGAAAACGACGAAAAUGAAGAAGAGAAAGAUAGUGAUAUUGUUAAAGUUAUCCCUGAAAUCAAGCAGUACCCCGCGUUUUCUCUGACUGCCGCAGAUUGGGACUUCCGCAACAAAUCUUUUUCGUGGCAUCUGCCCAACUCCAGGCUGCUGCGGACCAAGUCAGACGUCCGGUCGCCAAAUCGAGGCUCUCCCAGGAAGCCCCUCAGGGUCGAGUCUCCGAAACUGCCCAGUGAGGAGAGCCACGAGGAGAGGACCGCCGACGAGGUGGACGUCUCCGGCGUAAGCAGUCCCGGGAGGAGGUCGAAGGCCCCGUCGAACGUAGAAUUCAGACUGAUUCUCGUCCCAGAGACCAGUAAGAUGCUUCAGGUCGCCCUCGAGCGAGACACGAGGCUGAUAUCUUACCUGUCUAAAGACUCCCCCUCGAAUACCCUAUCAAGCCAGAAAUUCCCGACCAUCACAGAAGUGGAGGACGAAAUGAAGUGCGUCAGCUCGGACGAGUGCUCCUCUCCUCUCAUCGACAUUGACGAAUCGACGCCGAUGAUCCCCGCAAAACGAUCGGAAUCCCCAGUUCUCACAUCGUGCUUGAACAGCGCCGACGUCGGAGCCACGCGGAGGGUCACCUACGCCCUGAAACCGAUACGCGAGCACCCGGACGAGGGACUGGCGUCGGCCUUCGAGAACGACGACAGCGACUCGCCUCGCAGAGCGACGACGCCGAAGCCCCAUGGCGACCUGGUUGCCGCAAGGUGCCUCCAGAGGUCUCCCUCGUGCCCCACGCCCUCAAAAAUCAUACAAGAAACGCACAGAAAGAGAGAUCUCAGACCCUCACAACGGCCCCUCGAGCCAGGGACGGGCAGAAGGGGAGGCCCUUCUCUUCCUUUGGUGGGGAAGUUAGGGAGACGACACGCCUUCAGACCCAUGGAUCGGCCCAACCACGCCCCGCCCGCGCCGCCCGACCAGAGAAGAGCAGAGGAUCAGAUGGCCAGUGAGUCCGCCAGCCCCAGCUCCUCGGCAGCGCUAAGGAAGCCCAAGCUCGGCGUCACCUCCCUCAACCCUCCCUCUUCCCCCUCAUCGUCGUCGUCCUCCUUUUCUUCCUCCUCCUUCUCCUCGUCAACCUCCUCUCUCUCCACCACCUCUUCCUCCUCCUCUGCGAAAAGCGGAGUCAGACGAGCGAGAGAAACCCCGACCUCCCCCCCUGCCGAGGCCGUGAGGAGGUCACCCUUCAGGAGGAAGUUUCAGGGUCAGAGGCUGAGGCCGCGGAGUGCGCAUGCGCCGAUGACGUCCGGGGCCGAGCACGUCCUCCAGUGCUGCCUCGAGGGGGAGGAGGAGGAGGUGCCCCGCCGAGGUCUGUCGGCCUCUACCCCGUCCUCCCCUCGAUCCUCCUCCUCCUCUUCCUGCUUCCCAUACUCCUCCUCGUCCUCCUCCCCCGUAUCCUCCUUCUACUCGUCCUCCACCUCGCUCUCCAUCUCAGCCUCUCUCUCGUCCCAGUCCGCCUCCGCUUCCUCCUUCCAGUUCUCGUCGUCCUCCUCGUGCUCGACCAUGUCCAGCUCGCCCGUCUCGUCCUUCCUCUCGCCCUCCCUGUCGGCGCCCUCCUCCUCCUCCGUCCUCUCCCUCGCCUCCUGCUCCACCUCCCCCGACUCGGCGAUCUCGGGCCACGUCACGCCCUCCUGAGCCCCCUCGGGAUGACGACGACGACGACGAGGACGAGGACUCCCUGUGGAGGACGACCCGUGCUGUAAAUAGUGUACAGGGAGGGGCGCUGGCGUGCGUCCGCGGGCGAUGGCUCUCCGGGUCUGGCUGCGGCUGGUCCGGCGGGGCCUCGCUACGGCUGGGCGGACGCCCUUGUACAAAUGUUCUGUUUAUGUACAAACAAUUACUUUAAAUUGAUGUGUAUAUAUGUAUAUGCAUAUACAUACAUACAUACAUAUCUAUAUAAAA